AUGAAGAUUGCACCCUUCACAUGGUUGCUGCUGUUCAGCUGCUUCUUUGCUUGGCCCACCAGCAAUCAGGAGGAGGACAAGAUUGAGGCGUUGCCUGGACAACCCAAUGGAAAAAAUGGAGCGAAUUUCAAUCAGUACGCGGGAUAUGUAACGGUGGAUCCUAAGAAUGGAAGGGCGCUCUUCUAUUAUUUCACCGAGAGUCCAGGAGAUCCUUCAACCAAACCUCUAGUCUUAUGGCUCAACGGAGGUCCUGGAUGCUCCUCCUUAAUUGGAGCUAUGAUGGAACAAGGCCCCUUCAGAGUUAACUCGGACGGAAAGACUCUCUUUAAAAAUGACUAUGCAUGGAAUAAUGUGGCAAACGUGAUCUUCUUGGAAUCGCCGGCCGGCGUAGGUUUCUCAUAUUCAAAUACAACCUCAGAUUACGAUGUAAGCGGAGACAAGAGAACAGCUGAUGAUGCCUAUACAUUUCUUGUAAACUGGCUAGAGAGAUUUCCUCAGUACAAAACACGCGAUUUCUUCAUCACUGGAGAAAGCUAUGCAGGCCAUUAUGUGCCUCAGUUGGCCUACACCAUCCUCGUCAACAACAAAAACACCAACCAGACUAUCAUCAACCUCAAAGGCAUCGCUGUUGGCAAUGGAUGGGUCGACUACAUUACCAAUGAAAUAGGGACUUAUGAUUAUAUUUGGACUCAUGCCAUGAACUCAGAUGAAACCAAUGCACAGAUCCAUGCGACAUGUGACUUCUCGGCCAACUUCACCAAAGAAUGCUUGAAUGCCCUAAAUGAUGCCGACGACCAAAUUGGAAAUAUCGAUACCUACAACAUAUAUGCUCCCCUCUGCAACUAUAACAACAACCAAACAACUGUCUCAACUGGUUCGAUUACGAACUUUGAUCCCUGCUCGGGAAUCUAUGUCAACUCUUAUAUGAAUGUGGCCGAGGUGCAGAAGGCUAUUCAUGCAAACGUUACUGGGUUGGCCUAUAAAUGGAGUAGUUGCAGCGGCGGCCUCUUGGUUUGGAAUGAUAGCCCAUUGACCAUUUUACCUACCAUGCAACAACUUAUUGCCAGUGGCAUAAGCGUCUGGAUGUACAGUGGGGACAUGGACGCUGUGUGUCCUGUUACAGCGACCAGAUACUUCAUAAACAAGCUUGGAGUAAAUGUGGACACUCCUUGGCGCCCUUGGUACUCCAACAAUGAGGUGGGAGGAUAUGUGGAGGGGUACGAAGGAUUGACAUUGGUGACAGUAAGAGGAGCUGGGCACUUGGUUCCAAGCUACCAGCCUCAAAGAUCACUGACCAUGAUCUCAUCCUUCCUUCAAGGGGUUCUUCCUCCUUCUGCAUAAGUGUUUGAAUGCUCAUGUAUCACCUGAUUUUCUUCUCUUAAUAAUGUUCUCGUGCUUCCUGUCAUGAAAGAUUCUCAUUUUAAGUAAAUAAAUUUUCAGGUGGUGUGCUCUCACACCUUUCAUUAAAAAAAAUAAAA
This is a messenger RNA of Magnolia sinica, 1478 nucleotides long. RefSeq names its product serine carboxypeptidase 1-like. Lineage: Eukaryota; Viridiplantae; Streptophyta; Magnoliopsida; Magnoliales; Magnoliaceae. Gene Ontology annotation, molecular function: serine-type carboxypeptidase activity. The transcript has 9 exons. The coding region runs from base 1 to 1341 and encodes 446 amino acids. The record is from RefSeq and is a predicted model, not a curated record. Gene Ontology annotation, cellular component: vacuole. Gene Ontology annotation, biological process: proteolysis.